AUGGAAUGGAGUAUAACUGUUGUUUGUCUUCACACGGCAGGUCACGAUGCAUCUACUACUUUCAAACUGCUUGAACGGCUUGGAAUUAGCAGAAUGUUUGUGUAUUGCACCAUAAAGAGGUUCGCAGAUCAUCAGAAUAUCGAUGAAAUUCCAAUGGAAGGUCGUCCUCGCACUGUGAGGUCUCCCAAGAAGGUCAAGGCUGUUGGAGCUAGAAUUCGAAGGAAUCCUCAGAAGAAGCAAAAAAUCAUGGCAAUAGAGAUGAAAAUUUCACUCAGAUUAAUGUCUAAUUUGAUCAGAGAAGAUCUAAGAAUGGGUGCUUAUCAUCAACGUACUGGAUACAUGCCAACUCCUUCAUUGAAAGCGAUCAGAGUGACAAGAUCCUAA
This is a messenger RNA of Octopus bimaculoides (California two-spot octopus), 384 nucleotides long. RefSeq lists its product as uncharacterized. Lineage: Eukaryota; Metazoa; Mollusca; Cephalopoda; Octopoda; Octopodidae. The record is from RefSeq and is a predicted model, not a curated record.